ACUCAGAGCUAUAGAUGUGUUACAGUGUUGAUUACUCGCUCUAUACACAUGAGACAAGAGUGUAACAGUGUUGUUCGCGAGAUUUUGGUCAAAUUAUAAGUACUUAUCUAAGUGACUUUGUAUGUACUGGUACGAGUGGAUAUUGUGUCCUCUGCACGCGACAGUGUUAUAUGAUUUUGAAGACAAAUGAGAGUGCUGACGAGUUGCGCCCAAAUGAAGUCGACUUUAACUGUAUUAACCUUAAUCUUUAAUUGCGUUUCUUGCCAACGCCCGAGAGCUGUCGACACAUGGAUUUUGAGUAACAGAGACCGGUAUGUAUUGUCAUAUACUGUAACGCGUCGACAAGAACCUCAUGUGUCAUGGUGGUGGAAAUCUUCAUCACAGCACAGUGAAUACGAACAAUUACAACAUACCCCAACUGACAACUUUCAUGAAACUAUUACCACUGUUGAAAGAGACGAAGGGACACUAUACGACAUACGAUUAGAAAUUUCCAACAUAAAUAAAAACAUCUUCGGGGAAUACAAAGUUGAAAUCGACGGGAACAGCAACAUGACACGAUAUUUCACCAUCAACGAAAUGCCCAGCGAACAAUUAGAUGGGCUUAAUGAAAUUCCUGCCGCUUCUGAUGAAGCCGACAGGUUCGAGUUUUCCAAAAACCAGGUUUAUAUAGCAGUUGGCGUUGCAGUGGGCAUACUGAUAGCUGUUGCACUCAUCUCAAUUACAAUUAUUGUGCGAGUAAAGACGAAAAGAGCAGGUCGUUCAGAAAGUCAAAGAAACACAACAACGGAAAACAAUAGUGAAGGGUUGUCUAUAUCUUCUCACCAUUACACGGACGUUCACUCUACCACCGGAUAUGAAGGUUUAAGUGACAAACGGGACCAGCAUGAAUAUAUAACGACACUCAACACAACAGCAAACCAUGGAGGAUACAAUGAUCCCGCUACUAUUCACAAACCUGCAACCUCCGCAAAGAAAAAGACAUUUGCCAAUACCUUGUAUGGGGAAUCCAAUUUAGUGAUCAAAUCUGGUAUAAAACCCUCCAGCUUACUAAAGCCAGUUCCAAAAGUUGCCUAUAAAAAGAAACAAAAUAAAGCGAGACAUUUUUCCGACUCCACUUCAGAUCGAGAGGAUACAUGUACAUACGAAAAUGUUGCUAAGUAUUCACCAGGCGCGCACAGCUAUGAAAAUUGUAACAAUUUAAAACGAACGAAGUCAGCACAAUAAUGUGAGGAUCAUGAAGACAUAUUUCACAUUCAUUGGUGAUUUCGACGUCAGAUGUUGUAUGAGUGAUUCGUUGAGAUGUUGUUUUCAGUGACGUUGUAUACAUGAAUAAUUUGUUGAAAGAAGAAGUUAUAUUUAUUUAUAAGCAUUGUUAUAUUUAUGCAAGUUGCUUCUUUGUUUGUUGUUCAUUCAACAUUCGUUAUUUUAAUUUCAGUCAAAUGACGCCCUUGAGAUAACUCGUUGAUACUUACUUAGGUGACGUUAUGUAAACCUAUACCCCAUAACGACACGUGACUAUACUCGCUGUACAUCUAUAGGGACUGAGGUACUUAGGUCAAGGUCAUGAUAAUCAACAUCAGCUGUAAAAAACAACUAUGACCUUAAACGUUACAGGACUGAAACUGCUGAAUAAUCGAAACCAAAGUGUGUAAGAAGAUCAUUUCCGUCCUGGUCAGGGAGUUAGAUAUGGGAGAGUUUACAUAGUACAAUUGAAAGGGAAAUACUUGUUAAACUGUCAAAUAAAAGGAUUAUUUCAGGCUGAAAUAUUGCUGAAUUUAAUAGACAAAUAAAAGGUUAAAAGACAAA
Messenger RNA from Pecten maximus, 1809 nucleotides. RefSeq lists its product as uncharacterized. NCBI's taxonomy places the organism in Eukaryota, Metazoa, Mollusca, Bivalvia, Pectinida, Pectinidae. Bases 187 to 1227 code for a protein of 346 amino acids. The transcript is spliced from 11 exons. The record is from RefSeq and is a predicted model, not a curated record.